AUGUCUCUCUCAUACGUGGCAAGUUCUAUACGCAGGACGCCAGUGCUCAGCUCGCGUCUGGUCGGGAGGUGCCCUACGAAGUCCUUGGAUCGUCUCGUGAAAAGGGCGGCCUCGACGUCUACGAAAUUUGUAAAGUUUGCCUGGGAGGACCCACUCGACCUCGAAAGUCUCCUGACGGAAGAGGAGGUUGCCAUUCGGCCAGUUCGCCGCACGCAUGCUUUCGAUGAGACCGCAAUUGCUAAUGAGAACCUCCUCCCACGCGUCCUCGAGGGUCAACGGACUGAAAACUAUGAUCACGGCAUUCUUCCCGAGAUGGGUGCUCUCGGCCUGCUAGGACCAACGAUUCAAGGUUAUGGCUGCGCCGGUGUGAGCAGCGUCGCAUAUGGUCUCAUCGCACGCGAGGUUGAGAGGGUCGAUUCCGGCUAUCGCUCGACUUCUUCUGUUCAGUCAUCCCUAGUCAUGCACCCGAUCCACGAAUUCGGCAGUGAUGUGCAGAAGGAAAAGUACCUUCCAAGGCUGGCAAAGGGCGAGCUGGUCGGCUGCUUCGGGCUCACAGAGCCAAAUCAUGGCUCAGAUCCUGCUGGAAUGGAGACGACUGCAGAGGAGACAGAUGGGGGCUUUGUUAUCAACGGCGCGAAGACAUGGAUUACCAACUCUCCCAUAGCAGACAUAUUCAUCAUUUGGGCGCGGGCAAAGUGGGAUGGAAAGAUCCACGGCUUUGUCCUGGAAAAGGGAAUGGAAGGAUUAUCCGCACCCGCUAUCAAGCACAAGCUUGCCCUGCGAUGCUCCGCGACGGGUUCUAUAUUCAUGGACAAUGUCAAGGUCGGACACGACGCCAUCCUCCCUCACGGUUCAGGUAUGGGUGCACCCUUCUCCUGUCUCAACAGCGCACGGUACGGGAUAUCCUGGGGCGCCAUCGGCGCACUUGAGGACAGCAUCGCGCGUACGCGGGCAUAUGCGCUCGAGCGCCACCAGUUCAAGCGUCCUCUUGCAUCGUUCCAGCUUGUGCAGAAGAAGCUCGUGGAUGCCCAUACAGAGGCGGCGCUUGGCCUGCAGGCUAGUCUUCAAGUCGGACGUCUGAAGGACGCAGGAAAGUUGGCUCCGGAGAUGAUCAGCAUGGUGAAGCGCAACAACUGCGGCAAGGCACUCGAGCAUUCUCGAAGACUGUUGGAUAUUCUUGGUGGUAAUGCGUGCUCUGACGAAUAUCAUGUUGGCCGACACGCUGCUAACCUGCAGAUCGUGAAUACAUAUGAGGGAACAUAUGACAUCCACACGCUCAUUCUCGGCAAGGCAAUCACAGACAUAGCAGCUUUUGCCAAUUGA
This is a messenger RNA of Postia placenta MAD-698-R-SB12, 1323 nucleotides long. RefSeq lists its product as hypothetical. Gene Ontology annotation, cellular component: mitochondrial inner membrane. The transcript has 15 exons. Gene Ontology annotation, biological process: fatty acid beta-oxidation using acyl-CoA dehydrogenase; fatty-acyl-CoA biosynthetic process. NCBI's taxonomy places the organism in Eukaryota, Fungi, Basidiomycota, Agaricomycetes, Polyporales, Adustoporiaceae. Gene Ontology annotation, molecular function: fatty-acyl-CoA binding; glutaryl-CoA dehydrogenase activity; flavin adenine dinucleotide binding. The coding region runs from base 1 to 1323 and encodes 440 amino acids. The record is from RefSeq and is a predicted model, not a curated record.